Messenger RNA from Trematosphaeria pertusa, 756 nucleotides. RefSeq lists its product as uncharacterized. The transcript has 3 exons. The record is from RefSeq and is a predicted model, not a curated record. Bases 1 to 756 code for a protein of 251 amino acids. Lineage: Eukaryota; Fungi; Ascomycota; Dothideomycetes; Pleosporales; Trematosphaeriaceae.
AUGACUUAUAUCUUCAGUCCUGCCUCGAGCGCGUUGACUUCGCGGGCAGCUGCUGAGUGCAUUCGGGAUGAAACAUGCACGACCUGCAGUGCGGUCGGAGCUCAGGAAGCAGAUUCCAUGAACGUGAUAUGGUUUGGUGUUGCAUCAGAUAGAGUUGGGCCGGCCAAAAUAAUGCGGGGAAAGAGCGCAGUGGGCACGCAGCAGGCCUCCUUCCCGUAUCUCCACGGGAGUCUGGAGAUACCACGUCCGGCGACGGAGGCGGUGCAGAUAUCCUCAGUUUUUCCGCUUCGAUCGUCAUGGGCCAACGAGGCGACAGCCCACGGUGAGAGAUCUGCGCUGGAUUACAAGGUCGGCGGCAAGAAAAUCGGCCUGGCAGCGGCGCCACACGUUAGCGGGCGCCUCCAGCCAGGGUCAACAUCGAAAUCCCAUCCCAAGAAGCGUCGGCACCCUCCUUUACCAAUCAAGAGCGCGGAAAUGGAUAUACAUGCCACUUGUAGCCAAGCGCCGAUCCGUCUCGAAGUAUCUCCGCAGCGAAGACCUCAAAUUGCAGGACGGCGACGUGAUCCGUUGAUGGGACGGACGAUGCAGACGACGGGAGAUUGGCAGUGUCUUAACGCCGUGGGAAGUCUGAUCUCCGGUUUGCCGCCAGGGAAAGUUCAGUCGCGCGCGAAGCAGUUCAAGGCAAAGCAUGGAGGUAUCCACUGUUACAGCUUCGCCAUUGUUGCAACGACGCGUCGGACAUGCCCCCCGGAAUGA